UUACAAAUUGGACCUAUGAGCUCCAGUGCUUUAAGGACAUCCGAAGGACUACCAAGCAUUAAAGUAAACUCCAUUUUCUACUUUCCAGGUGGCAGUGGCAGUGGCGGCGGUGGAGGCGGCGGCGGAGGUGGAGGCGGCGGAGGCGGGGGCGGCGGCAGCUCCUCGGACAUCUCCAGGGACCACUGCAACAAGACGGUGGACAUCUUCGAGGACAUCAGCUCCCCAGAGGUCACCAACCAGAACACGGGCCGCCCGCUGACCUGCUGGUACAGAUUCCGGACCCUGAAGGGGGCGCCGCGCGACUUUGUGCUGCGUCUGCGGUUCAAGAAGUUCAAAGUGGGUCAACUGCUGAACGCGACCCACUGCGAGGGCGGCUACUUGCAGAUUGUUGACGGCAACGCCAAGACGGAUGUCUCCAAUCGCCGGGAGCCGGGCAUGUUCUGCGGGGAGGCGGAGCAGCCGCAGACAUUCAUCAGCGAGACCAGCUACGUGAAGGUGCUCUUCCACACGGACAACUUUACGGAUCAGACCUACUUCACAUUCGAUUCACGCGCCGAGCAGCAAACCGAAGUCUAUCUGCGAUAUGGACAGCAUCCGGAAUUAUAUCCAAAUCGUCGCGGCGAAGUUGUCCAGGGGUCCUACUGUGAGCGGGAGUACCGAGACUGCCGCCUGCAGACCUGCUACGUCCAGAGCCCCGCCUACCCCGGCCUGUAUCCGCGGGCCCUCAACUGCCGCUACAAGCUCCACACCCGCCAGCCCUACAUAAAGCUGUAUCUGCAGAACGAGCAGUUCGCCGUCGACGGCCAGAGGUGCGAGAAUGUGAUGACCUGCCCCAUCCGGCCCAUCGGGUCCGGAAAUGAGCACUGCCCCUUCGACUGGCUGGCGGUCUACGACGGCCGGGACGAGCACUCGCCCCUGAUUGGAAAGUUCUGCGGCCUGGGCAAGUUUCCCUUCAGCAUAAUCGGCACAUCCCAGUACAUGUACGUAGAGUUCGUCACCUCGCCGGCGGGGCCGCUCCUAAACACAGGCUUCCAUUUCAACGUCGGCAACUGGCCGGGCCACGUGGAGACCGCCGGGAUCAAGCACGGCGUGUGCGACUGGCUCCUCAGCUCCGACUCCCUCAAGGACAGCAGUGCCAGCGAGGGCAUAUUCCUGAGCAUCGCCCACUGGUAUCCGCCGAACACGUCCUGCAGCUACCACAUCAAAGGACAUGUCGGCGAAAUCGUACGCCUCUACUUCCCCAGUUUCCGCAUCAAUCGCAUCGAGUCGCCAAUCCUGAAGUACGAGGGCGACUGCGGCGAGUCCUUGACCAUCUACGACUCGGAUCACGCUGAUCCCGCCCGCAUCAUUAAGACCUUCUGCGACACCUUCUCGCGGCCCAUGGAGAAGGUGGACUUUGUGAGCACCAGCCCCUCGCUGUACGUUCAGUUCGACUCCAAGACGGGCAGCUACAGCGGCAGCUCCCUGUACUACUGGGCGCACUACGACUUCUUCAACAACACCCGCUUCGGCGACCCCGUCCCCAACACCCUCUGCGACGAGGUGAUGUACGCCUGGAAGCAUCCCGGUGGCCGGCUCCGGUCGCCUCUGAACUCCCUCAUCUUCAAGCGGACGGGCGGUAGCGACGUGAGGUGCCAGUACAAGUUCGUGACCGACAAGAGGCUGUACGCCCGGGCCAUCAUCGAGGUGAACGCCGUGUCCUUCAAGGAGCUGCCGUACAACAGCAAUGCCUGCACCCGCUGCCACGAGGAGCGCGUCGACAAGCUGGUGAUCUGGGAGGAGCGGGACAAGUACCAGAACAACCUGGCCUGCUUCUGCGACAACAUCCCCAGGGCGGUGCGAGUCAUCUCCUCGGCGGACCAGAUGAACCUCGAGAUGAUCGUGCAGGGCCAGCACGCCAUCACGUCCUACUUCAAAAACCCCAAUCCCCUGUUCGAGGCCACCUACGAGUUCGCCCACGGACCUCUGUGUGGGCCCAUCACCCUGGGUCCUUCGCCGGACGGCGAACUGGUCUUCCCGUACAAGAAGGCCCUGGCCAUGGUGGCCGGGCCGAUGGCGCCUCCGGAGCACCACUACCGCCGCGAGAAGUGCAUCUGGGAGCUGAAGGUGGCCGCCCAGAGAGACCUCUGGCUGAACUUGGAGAAGGCCCGCUUUGCCGACCGCAGCUGCGAGAGCGCCAAGAUUGAGGUGUAUCUGGCCGGGCGCCUGGAGCCCCGGUUUGUGGUCUGUCCGGAGAACAUAUCGCUGGCCCGGGACCUCCCCAUUCUGACCACCGCUGAGCUGGGAGCCACCGGCGCCGAUCAGGAGCCCCUGCCCGUACUCAUCCAGUACACCGGAGACGGCCAGCCGGGCCGCAACAUCUUCCGGCUGGUGUGGACGGAGCUCUUCCAUCUGCCGCGCAACCCCGAUGGCAGCCUUGCCGCCUCUCUGCUCCAGGACGGGGGCUGCGACUUCCGCUGCCCCGGCGACACCGGGGUCUGCAUCCCCCGGCACCUGCUCUGCAACGGAGUCGCCAACUGCCCGAACGUGACGCACACCUCGACGCUGGCGCAACUCACCCGGCACAUCGAGUGGAACCUGGAGCAGCUGGGGCUCCUGCACCACGCCGGGGAGUACCGGCAGCUGGUGCUGCACGACGAGUCGCCGGAGAUCUGCCUGCGGAGGGACCUCAGCGAGCUGCCGUACGGCAAGCUGGCUCUGAUCACCGUGGGCCUGUGUCUCAUGUUCGCCCUGCUCUUCGCCAUCUUGCGGCGGAUGUGCCGGAGGUCGCCCAGCCACCAGGGCAGGCACCACCUGGAGGAGGACUACUAGAGAGAGGAGCGUCUGUAAGAAAUUUUGAUUUUGGCAUCAUCAUCCCAAGGAUUCUCUUCAGUUUGAAACUAGUUCUCCCACGAUGCACUGCCAGGCUUAGCAACAGUCCUCCUUCUAGCCCCCCUCGCUAGGAACUAUUCCCUUUCCCCCAUUGAGAGUUCGAUAUCCUUAAUAUCCCUAUAACUAUGUAAGUAGCUCUGCCCGGUUGAGUCUAUAACUUUUGCUCUACGUGACAGCUAAUGAAUAUUAAUUGAGAACAGUUGUACGAUAAAAACUACAAAAAACAUAUAGAGUUUGAAAAACAAAUCGAAAAAAACACGAAACACAAAGAAAGAAAUUAAAACUGCCCUGCAUAAAUUAAUUAAAGCAUAAAUUGUCACGUGAUAAUUGUUGAAAUGAAAAAGGAAUACUUUAAAAAGGCAUAAAGAAACUAGAUUUUAAUUAAGGUAGACAGGUAGACAGGACGGUGGUCGAGGGUAAAACCAAAUCCAGAAACCAAAACCAAAAACCAAAAACCAUAUACAAAAAUACACAUUCAAUUCACAGUAAUAGGAGUAAUAAUGAUAAAGAAAUUGUUGGCGGUUUUAUUAGUUAAUAUUAUUGAUAAACUACAAUACGAUACAUUGUACUAUUAUUGGCAAAUUGUCAAGCAAAUCCAGGCAUAUACGCGUACACAGACACAUCUUGUGUAUAUAAUGUACGAUAUACAUAUAGGGUAUAUUUUUUGCACAUAGUUUUACCUAGAC
Molecule: messenger RNA, 3557 nt
Organism: Drosophila ananassae
Lineage: Eukaryota; Metazoa; Arthropoda; Insecta; Diptera; Drosophilidae
Exons: 7
Coding region: 16-2811 (931 amino acids)
Cellular component (GO): plasma membrane
Molecular function (GO): protein binding
Source: RefSeq, a predicted model, not a curated record